Molecule: messenger RNA, 741 nt
Organism: Prunus armeniaca (apricot)
Lineage: Eukaryota; Viridiplantae; Streptophyta; Magnoliopsida; Rosales; Rosaceae
Source: the annotation of a GenBank genome assembly
AUGCUGGAUCCCGUGGAUAUGGAUAUUGCUGAUUCUGAUUUUCUCAACAACCAACUUGAUAAUGGAGACUCUUCUGACUCUGACAUUGAUAAUUACUGCAUGUCUUUUACUUGUAAGAAUCGCUUAUUCGGCCGCCAGAAGCCUCUUCAUGUUGUCCUCGGCGCCGGUGUAUCUGCUGACAUUAUACUCUGGAGAAACAAGCAGAUCUCAGCCUACAUUUUUAUGGGUGCUACACUUACGUGGCUUCUCUUUGAGAGGACAGGUUAUAACUUGGUUGUGUUUGUUUGCCAUGCUUCAUUGCUUUCAUUGACAGCCCUGUUCUUGUGGUCCAAUUUGGGUUCCUUCAUCUAUGUGUCUCCACCAGAAAUACCAGAGACUAUCUUACCACAACAUCUGUUUAUGAGGACCGCUAUUUCCUUGACAGCUACAUAUAAUCAAGCAUUAAGGUCGUUUCGGCAUGUAGUUUUUGGGACAGACAUAAGAGAUUUCCUAUCGGUGGCGCUGGUUUUGUGGGUUCUCUCUGUUGUCGGACAUCUAUGCAGUUUCUUGAGUUUCCUUUACAUAGUGUUUGUGAUACUGAUGAUAGUGCCAGCGCUGUAUGACAACCUGGAGGAUAGCGUUGACUCCUUUGCAGAGAAAGCACUAAUUGCAAUAAACAAGCAGUACGCAGUGUUGGAUGAAAAAGUUAUCCAAAAACUCAAAAAGAGUGUAAUUUCUUCCAAGAAUAGGAAGCAACAAUAA